Molecule: messenger RNA, 448 nt
Organism: Perognathus longimembris pacificus (Pacific pocket mouse)
Lineage: Eukaryota; Metazoa; Chordata; Mammalia; Rodentia; Heteromyidae
Product: U6 snRNA-associated Sm-like protein LSm6
Exons: 1
Coding region: 1-243 (80 amino acids)
Biological process (GO): mRNA splicing, via spliceosome; maturation of SSU-rRNA
Cellular component (GO): sno(s)RNA-containing ribonucleoprotein complex; U6 snRNP; nucleolus
Molecular function (GO): RNA binding
Source: RefSeq, a predicted model, not a curated record
AUGAGUCUACAGAAGCAAACCCCCAGUGACUUCUUAAAGCAAAUCAUCAGAUGGACAGUUGUAGUAAAAUUAAAUUCUGGAGUAGAUUGUCAAGGGGUCCUGGCUUGCCUGGAUGGCUACAUGAACAUAACCCUGGAGCAGACAGAGGAAUAUGUAAAUGGACAGCUGAAGAACAAAUAUAGGGAUGCAUUUUUCCAAGGAAACAAUGUGUUGUACAUCAGCACCCAGAAGAGAAGAAUGUGAAGGCACCCAGGAAGCAGUUCAUUUCAUAUUUAGAUGUAAUUUAUAUGAAAUGUUUUUCUAUUUUAUGGGGUUCUUUUGUGAUAUAAUUUGUCCAGUUUUCAUAAUGGUGAUUUUUUUCCCUGAUAUAUGAGUAAGGUAUAUAAAAUUAUGAUUGACUUGUAAAGAAUUGCUCAUUUAAGUUUCAUUUUCUUUUUACAUGUGUCAG